Necator americanus (New World hookworm) is the source of this 1314-nucleotide messenger RNA. RefSeq lists its product as uncharacterized. The coding region runs from base 1 to 1314 and encodes 437 amino acids. Gene Ontology annotation, molecular function: cysteine-type endopeptidase activity. The record is from RefSeq and is a predicted model, not a curated record. The transcript has 13 exons. NCBI's taxonomy places the organism in Eukaryota, Metazoa, Nematoda, Chromadorea, Rhabditida, Ancylostomatidae. Gene Ontology annotation, cellular component: lysosome.
AUGACACAGAGUGCUAUGGAUGAGAUCGCACUUGUCCCAACGGUACACGAUGAGACAACGUCCACAUCACGAGCAGAUGAGCCGGUACAUGUUGUUACAUCUCGAACCGAUUCCAGAAAAGCGAAAUUGGCUAAAAAAUAUCAAAGGACACCGCUUGCAUUUUAUCAGGCGCUUGCCUUAGGCGCAUUACUACUUAUUUUGAUAUUGGUAUGCGUAGCUGUUGAAACGUGGAGAAAUACAAAUCGGGUUAGCGAUGGGACCAAUCCACAUUCUCAAGACGAUGAAACAUAUCAUCUUUCGAUAGUUGAAGAAGUAAAUAGUCAAGUCGGGAUAACAUGGAAGGCGAGGUAUAACAAAUUUGCUUCGAGAGCUGAAGCAAAUACGGGUACGGGUGCUGAUGCAGAUACGGCUAGAAUGAUCCUGAACAAAUUUUUUAAUCUUGAUGAUGAACAACUGUUACAGGAUACAGUGAAACACGUUGAAGGAUUAUCAAAGAUGAAAAAACCUAUUCCUAAGUCUUUCGAUAUCCGAAAAUUUUGGCCACAAUGUUGGGCAGUGCAUCAAGUGUUUAAUCAAGCUGGUUGCGGUUCUUGUUGGUCAGUUGCUGCAACUUCAGUGAUGUCGGAUCGCGUAUGUAUUCACUCAAAUGGUUCAGUACAAACACAAAUCAGCGCUCUUGAUCUCACUUCAUGUUGUUUGUCCUGUGGAGGAUGCCAAGGGACUCAUUGGGCUUUGUCGGCUUUCACUUACUGGAAGGAACAUGGAAUUGUGUCAGGUGGUGCAUUUGGCACACAUGAAGGUUGUCGACCGUAUACAUUCGAGCCAAGCUGUGGAACACCGUGUGGAUCCGCGUUAUAUCGUAAGGAUCGUACUCCACGAUGUGAAAGACAGUGUCAGAAUCUUUAUCAUAGAACAUAUGAACAAGAUUUGGUUCAAGCUCGAACUGCAUACUGGUUGAGAGCUAUAAAUGGAAGUUCAGAGUACACUCCUGUAGUCAAAACAACAUUGGAGAGGCUUAUCAAUGGAAAAUUCACUGAAAUUCUUCAAAGAGAAUUAAUGACCUACGGUCCAGUACUCGCAUGUUUUACAUUAUACGAGGAUUUUCAACAUUACAUGACAGGCAUCUAUCGAACGGAUGAAAACCGAUCCCUUCAAUUGUACGGGCAUUGCGCAAAGUUGAUAGGAUGGGGUGAGGAAAGUGGAGUGAAGUAUUGGCUUUAUGCAAAUACAUGGGGACGGGAUUGGGGUGAACAUGGAUUCUUUCGGAUUGAUAUGAAUGAGAUACCAGAAGAAGUUGUUGCAGGAGUUAUGUAA